UUUUAUUUAUUUCAUUUACCUCUCGAAACUGGAAGAUUACCUUUUUCUUAAUGACAUUAUUCCUUUCAUUAAUAACAGAAACGGAGUAAUUGUCUUAUUCGCAAAAUAUAACGACGCUUCAUACAUAAGUAAAGUACUAUUGAUAGAAUAGACAUCCGAAAUUUGAAUAUCAGAGAUAUCUAUUGAAAAAUCUCGAAUAUUAAAUAAAAUAUGAUUGAAAAGACAGGCAACUAAGUUUGAAAAUGAAGUUUUCUGUUGAUUAAUUUGGCGCCGUUUUUGUCACACUUCCGUUUCCUCGUUUAUAACAAAUAUUGAUUCAAUCAAACAACUUGGAAGGCGUACUGUCGUUCAGAUAAUUACGGAAAAUGGACUCUUACCAUUUUGGAUUCAAAGAUGACCUUGAAGACGAAGAUGUUGCUGAAGAAAAAAUUAUUUACAAUUCUAAAGAUGGAAUGAUCUUUCUAAUUGAUUGCAACAAAAGCAUGUUCUCAGAUGAUGAUGAGAAUUUCUUCACGACAUGCAUACAGUGUGUCCAAUCCACGUUAAAAAACAAAAUUAUUCAAAAUAAUCGUGAUCUUGUUGGUGUCGUUUUUUUUGGAACUGAUAAGACCAAAAAUACUGACAAUUUUGAACACAUAUAUAUUUACCAGGACUUGGCUCGUCCUAAUGCUGAAAGAAUUAUAGAAAUUGAAAAUAUGCUUACUGAUAACUGGAAGACGUUCCACGAGGACUAUGGACACAAUUCUAAUUAUCAAAUGAGUGAUGUAUUUUGGCUGUGCUCGCUUUUAUUCUCAAAAUGCACUGAAAAACUUGGAUAUCAGAGAAUCUUGCUUUUCACAAAUAAGGAUGAACCUCACAUGGAUAAAACAGAAAUUGUUCAUUGUAAAACUCGUGCCAAUGAUCUCAAUAAAACAGGAAUAUCUCUGGAGCUGUUGCCCUUACAACUUCCAAAUCAGACCUUUGAUGUCAAUAAGUUCUACAAGAAUAUUUUGUUUAUCAUUCAUGGAGAGGAAAUUGAACAGUUGCCUGACACAACAGAAAAACUGGAGGGGUUGUUAGAGAGGGUGAGAUGUAAAGAGCGUCAAAAGAGGGUUCUACGUAGGUUACCCCUACGAAUUGGUGAUGGUGUUGAAGCAACGGUUGCAAAGCAAGCUAUCCCAAGAUCUAAGAAUUAUUCACUUAGUACUUUUAAAAAUAUUCUUCAGGAUACUGGUGAAACUCUUAUGCCUCAAGACAUCAAAUAUGCCAAGAAAUAUGGCAACAGGACUGCUACAUUUGAGAAAGAGGAAGUCACGAAAAUGCGCAUGUUUGGUGAACCAGGAUUCAAACUCCUGGGUUUUCAGCAACAGAAGGAUGUGAAAACACAUUACCAUAUUAAACCAACACACUUCAUAUAUCCUGAAGAGAAGUCUUUAAGUGGCAACACUUGCCUUUUCUCAGCUUUACUUGACCGAUGUUUGCAGCGAGGUGUUGCACCAAUUUGUGAAUAUAUAUCAUCUAAAACAUCUGCUCCAGAAUAUGUUGCCUUACUGCCACAGCAUUAUUGGGUUGUUGUUUUUGCUUUCUUCUCAGCUGAAGACAAACAGAUUGAUUUGGCCAAGGACAUCAUCAAAUCACUUAAAAUCAAAUACAACUUCACCCACUUUGACAAUCCUCCUCUGAAGUACCAUUGGAUGCAUAUUGAAAGCAGGGUUCUUGACAAGGAAUCGUCUGAUGAAUUUGUUGAUAAUACAUUACCAGACACUAAGGCUAUGGAUAAGAAAGCUGGAGAGGCAAUAAAAAAUUUCAAAGAAGCUGUGUUUCAUGAAGAUUACAACCCAGACAACAAAAAAAAGAGAACUGGAGGAAGCGAUGCUACCAAAAAGACAGCCUCUAGUAAACGUCCACUUACUGACAAAGACUUGAAAGUAUUUUGGAUGGGUCAUCAGUUGGAACAACUUAAAGUGGCUGACCUUGAAAGACUGAUGAAAGAGAAUGGUAUUAAAUGUUCUACAAAGAGAAAGAAAGAUUUAAUUGAUGCUAUUAACAACCAUUAUGGUGGUAGCAACUCAUAGGUACCCAUCUUUUGCUGACCGAUACCCGAAUCCACAAAAGAAUUGAAGAAAAUAUGGAUUCACUCUUUGCAAUGUCAUUUCAAUGUCAUCUAUCACAAAGUAAAGAUUUUUGUAAUGAGUUGCUACGAAAUGGCAGCUAAUAUUUAGCCUUUACUGCUGAUUAAUAUAGGAUUUAAGAGGAUUAGUGUCAUGACAUUAUGAUCUUUGUUUUUGUUAGUCUCACACACACAUCUCAUUCUCUCUCUCUCUCUCUCUCUCUCUCUCUUUCUCUCUCUCUCUCUCUCUCUCUCUCUCUCUACACCAUAUUUGAUGGCCUACAAGGCACAUUUUUUCCUGUAUAUGUGUUGCUGGAAUCAGGGCAUGUCUAGUCUAAUAUACCCAUAUGUCUUUUAUGCCAUCAAAUACACCAUAUACAC
Octopus bimaculoides (California two-spot octopus) is the source of this 2470-nucleotide messenger RNA. Its product is annotated as DNA repair protein Ku70. Gene Ontology annotation, biological process: double-strand break repair via nonhomologous end joining; telomere maintenance. NCBI's taxonomy places the organism in Eukaryota, Metazoa, Mollusca, Cephalopoda, Octopoda, Octopodidae. Gene Ontology annotation, molecular function: damaged DNA binding; DNA helicase activity; telomeric repeat DNA binding. The record is from RefSeq and is a predicted model, not a curated record. Gene Ontology annotation, cellular component: nucleus; Ku70:Ku80 complex.